This is a messenger RNA of Sungouiella intermedia, 3111 nucleotides long. Lineage: Eukaryota; Fungi; Ascomycota; Pichiomycetes; Serinales; Metschnikowiaceae. The record is from the annotation of a GenBank genome assembly.
AUGACUACGGCCAAGGCGAAAAAGGGUCUUUCGUAUGUGCUCGGAGAUGCGAGUGCGAAUGAAAACCACAUUCUCCCCAUCAAUGCCAUGCAAUUUUCGGCGUCCAGAAAUGUCCUCUACACUGGAGGAAGAGACGGUUUGGUGAAAUGUUGGAAUGCUCCUGCUAACACCUCCCGACUGCUGGAGUUUACGUUUGGCAAUGGCGAUAAAGACGACUCGCAAGAUUUGGAUGAGCGUCUUUUGCGCUUGGAGACUGCCAUCUCCUCCAAUCCAUUGCUGCACCGUAUCCCACAAACCAGGUACGAUGCUGGAAUGGUUCGUAAUUACAACAUCCACUUCGACUGGAUCAACGACUUGAAGUUGGUCAAUAACGAUCGAAGUCUUGUCACAGCUCUGGCUGACUUGUCCCUCAAGUUGAUCGACUUGGACGGCGACGACUCUGACGUCCAUAAGUUCCGAAAUGUUCACACUGACUAUAUUAAGAAGAUAUCGUCUAUAGCGCCGCAUAAUUUGGUGGUCAGUGGAGGGCUUGAUGGUUCAAUUGUUGUAUGGGACUUGGAGACCUUGAAACCUGUGCAACAGUUCCAAAACUGCUCGGCUAGUCCCCAUUCACCUCGCUCCGUCUAUGCACUUUCCAAUAACCACCUGAAUUUGAUCUCUACGGGCGGGCCCAAUAACACGAUCAAUAUCUACGACCGCCGUAUCGACUCCGAAGGCCAGUCGAAUCUCAUUCGUCGCUUGGUUGGUCAUCAGGACAAUGUUCGUUGUCUAUUAAUGAAUGGCAACUUCAUCUUAAGUGGCUCAUCUGACACCACCGUCAAACUCUGGGAUAUGCGAAACUUUAAGGUAUACAAGAACUUUGAAGUGCACGAUGAACCUGUUUGGAGCUUGACAACCCCGUUCUGCUCGGGCUACGCCUCUGAGAGCGACUUCAGUGUGUUCUACUCUGGUGACAAGGGAGGAAACAUCGUGAAGACUGAUCUCGGUUACCUUUCCAGCAAUUCUCACCUUCAUGACUCCGAAGUUUUCCCUACUGCGGUGUUUCUGUCGUCAGACAUUGCAUUCAUAGAUGAGAAGGUGGGAUUGUGCACUUUGGUGGCAAAGAGCGACUCUCCCAUUGUCUCGUUAUGUGCUGAAGGCGAUUCUUCGCUUUUUGCUUCCACUUACACUUCGUUGGAUCGUUACUACAUUCCGGAAUCAGAUCCUCUUGCCAAGUACCAGUAUCUUCGGGCAUGUGUGGACCACUCUAUGAAUAUGGAACACGUUGAUGUUGAUGACUUAUCUGGGGUUGAUGGAGCGCCUAGCGACCAGUCAGACAUAAACUCGGACUUCUAUGAUAUAGUCAGUCAUUUAUCUAUGGAUUCAGCCAAUCUCGAGAUUCUGUCAUCGCUUUCUGCCACAAAUUUCUCUGCAGCAGGAAACAUUCCCGAUGAGGAGCUGGUUUCCACGGACUACACAUCAAUGUUCUUGAACACCAAUGGUGGCCCUUCACUAGAGUUUGUCAAUGCCUAUAAGGAUGAAUUGGCAAUUAGCUUGGACAGCAAACAAGAGUUCGACGAAACCCCUGUGGAAAUCUUGCUCAAUCCAGUUCCACCAAGCAGUGUUCUUUCCAUUCCUUUCAACAGAAAACCGUUCCAGUUUUACCAAAUCAGCCCAAAAUCGAUUAUUUCCAAACGCAUGUUCAAUAACAAACGCUGUUUGCUUACGCUCUACUUGAAUGGAGAUAUCAAGAUCUGGGACGUUCUCAUUUGCAAGGAGACGAAAUUCUUCCCAUUCGCGAAUAAUCAAUGUCCUUUGUCUAAAGACGAUUUGAAGGAAAGAACAAAAGAGUUUGACAGCAUAUAUCAAGAAUAUCAGACGUUGGAUACUCUCAAUAAUUGGUGCGAAGUGGAAAUCAAAUCAGGUAAGCUUCUUGUAAGCUUGACAGAAUCUACCAUUUGCAAUGUGGACAUCUAUUACGAUGAUCUCGUCAAGAGCUACCCGUUCCUUUCCACCGACCAUCCGGACAAUGCGGUAGCGAAAGGACUCAAGACUUCUCCUGACGACAGAUUCCCCAUAGCACGCAUCUUCAUGAACUCGAUAUUUCAGAAGUACGCUCUCUACGAAUUGGCUGCAGAUCUCAAGUUGAGGGAGGAGUUGCAGUUGACAAAAGCUAAUCCAAAAGUCAAUAGUGGAGUAGACGCAGAACAGCGUUCCAUCGCCAGUACAGACUCCAAAAGAAAGAAGCUUUUCACCAGGAAGUCGUCAAAAAAUAGCAUUCCACAGUCGACGCUCCGGAGCCCUUCAUUAUCAAUUGCAAGUAAUAUGAGCGAGUUUGCCAAUGCCGGAGAAAGUGCCGGAAAUGACAAUUCACCGCCUCCAGAAGACUCAAUUGCCAAAAUCCUUCAGAUGAACAAGCAAGUUUAUUUGGACAAGUACAAUAUCCAUGGACCCAAGAAGUUGGUGAACACGUCACUCAACCUCUACACCAACAAUCCAGAAUUACAAUUUCAUGACACAGAGGUGCUGUACAAGCCCGUGAUUGACUCCAAAAGAUUACCAGGUCAUUUACUCAUCAUUGUUUUCGAAACAUCCGCAGAUCUCGGAAAUUACAGAGAGGUUUGUAGUUUCCAUUUGGAUGAGUUGAACUCUCUACAGUUUCCAGCACCCCAAGCAAGUGCAAAGGAGGAAUUGGUCAAACAGCUACGGUGCACGUUACCCAGAUGGAUAGGCCUGCCUAUUCUCUAUGACAAGUUCCCUCAUAAGGAGCUGCCUAAAAUAUCAUUUCAGUUGAUGGAGAUGGACUAUUUAACUCUCCCACCAGAGAAGAAAAUUGGAGGCAGAUCGCAGAAGAAGAUCAAGAAGUUGCCAUCGCUUGAGAGUUCGGAGAGUUCUAUCAAGUUGAGCUCACAGAACAUGCUCCGUGUGAACAAGAUCCUUAAGUAUUUGGUAGAUAAGUUUGAUCUGCGAACCUCCGAAAUGAAGGACAAACGGCCACCUAGUGAGUGGCUUGUUCUUGAAUGUCGUGGUCAGGAGCUUAGUCCAAGCUUGACUCUUCAAACAAUCAAGACGAAGAUCUGGAAGUCCAGCAGUGAUAUAGAGUUGCGAUUCAGACGGAAGUUUGAUGCAUAG